Molecule: messenger RNA, 4271 nt
Organism: Poecilia latipinna (sailfin molly)
Lineage: Eukaryota; Metazoa; Chordata; Actinopteri; Cyprinodontiformes; Poeciliidae
Product: trophoblast glycoprotein-like
Exons: 2
Coding region: 357-1460 (367 amino acids)
Biological process (GO): negative regulation of canonical Wnt signaling pathway
Cellular component (GO): plasma membrane
Molecular function (GO): protein binding
Source: RefSeq, a predicted model, not a curated record
GAGAGAGAAGCCCCUCCCCGCAGAUCAUCAUCGCACCAGUCGAUGGUCCUUUUAACUGUAUUGUUGGGGGAAGAAGCGACGCCCCGCUCUGAGGAUCAAACGGCCUCCCCUCCCCUGUGAUCGGCACGACCCCCAGUUCUGUUUUCAUGGAAAUCAGACCCAGCCUCCGGACCGCACUUUCUGCAGACAUGCGAAGUUGAAGGCGCAUUCCCAGCCGGGACAACUGAACUCGCGAUGUUGGCGUGUCGGAGAAGCUGAUUCUUUCAUCCUGUUCCCCUCCUCCUUUGCCCCCAGUAAUCUAUUUUCCUCCUGAUUUCGUCUUGUUCGCUCCCGUUACUUUUUGACUUCACUCCAACAUGCUGCACCUGACGAGCCGCUUUGUUUUCUGCGCGCUCCUCGCCUCCGUUUACGCGUCGUGCCCUCCGCGCUGCGAGUGCUCGGAAGCGGCGCAAACCGUCAAGUGCGUCUCCAAAGACCUGAGGAGUAUCCCGACCGGGAUCCCGGGAUACACAAGGAAUCUGUUUAUAACUGGGAAUCAGAUCAGCCGAAUCGGUCCGGGGUCUUUCAGAGGUCUGGAUAACGUGACCAACCUCUCCCUGAGCAACAACAGAAUUUUAGAGAUGGAAUUCCACACCUUCUCCGGACUUCUCCGCCUUCGCUCUCUGGAUCUGAGCAACAACCAGCUGACCGUCAUUCACCCCGAAGCCUUCAGCAACAUCAGCCAGUCGCUGCGAGAGCUCAACCUCAGCCGAGCCCUCUACAACUACUCGUUCGUGAUGGACCUGGCCGCCUCCCUCCAGAGGAUCUCCAUGGCGAACCUACAGGUCCUGGACUUGUCUGACAACAGCCUCAUCUACCUGCCCUCGCACACCUUCUCCCGCAUGUACGGCCUGCGCCGGCUCCAGCUCUCCAACAACUCUCUGGUGGCCAUCCGCAGCCUCGCCCUCUCAGGUCUGGAGAGCCUGGAGGAGCUUGACCUCACACUCAAUGCCCUCAAGACCUUCACCGACGAAGGCUUGCAAGAGUUGGACUCCCUUCCCCGAGCGUCUCUGCUUCUGGGGAAGAACCCGUUCACAUGCACCUGCGGCAUUGAACCCUUUGCGCAAUGGCUCAACAGAUCCCAGGAUCGCGUCAGGGAUGCUGAGGGCCUCCUGUGCGCCUUCCCUCCCAGCAUGAGGAACACAUCCAUUCUCACAGUGGGUAUGCUGACUCUGGAAUGCCAGCAGAGAGACGUGGGGGCAGAUCUCGCUUUGCAGACCUCUUAUGUCUUCUUGGGAAUCGUUCUGGGCUUCAUAGGCCUCAUUUUCCUCUUUGUACUUUACCUCAACCGCAAGGGAAUCAAGAAGCGUGUAUAUGACAUGCGGGACGCCUGCAGGGAGGUCUGGGAGGGCUACCACUACCGCUUCGAGAUAGACUCCGACCCCAGGUUAUCACAAGUCUCCACAAGCGCUGACGCAUGAGAGGACGAUCGCUGCGCUGCAUCCGCAAGAAACUCUUUCUCCUAAUUCGUUUAUCAGUUGCAGAAUGUAAAAAAAAAAAAAAAAAAAUUAUGUACAGACGUGCCUGUAAAUAUAUCUUAAACAACAACACCUUGAUUGAAGCAUGCACUCAGUCAAAUGGAGAUGUUUGACACUUUCAAGAAGCAAAAGUAAGUGCCUGAAGUGAGCUCAGUAUUGUUUUUUUAAAUUUGUGAAUCAAACAGAUCUCAUGGAAAAGGAAGGGAAGUGGGAGGCGGGAGUAACAGAACUGCAAUAAAAUUCAGACACUAUGAAAACAAACCUUUGGGAAUUUAAAGCACAAUCACUCAUUCAUCUUUGAUCCCUUUGAAGCCCUUUGGUCCCUCCGGCCUCUUACCCCAGGGUGCCAGAGAGGAAUUAAGCCACCCAAAGCUUUUUCUCCCCCCACCCCCCAAAGCUCCUCUUAAAAUCACCACUUUGCCCCUCUUUGGCUGUUGGAUUAGAAGUGGAGAAGACAAUUCAGCACAGGCCAGCGGAAAUCUCCCUGCCCCUUCCCUCCCUCCCUCUUUCUCUUUUUCGUGAAACUUUGCUUUGUUUCAACUCCUUGAGUUUUAUUGUCAAAAUGAUGAGAACCAGCCCCGAGCUGAAGCCGCUGAAAGUAACCCCCCCCACUCCUCUUUCUUCCCCUCCUCCUUAAAGACAACAGCCCUCGCUCUGGAGGCGCUUUGAAGGAAAAAAAGAAGAAGAAGAAAAAAAGGUCUGGCUCUCCACGUUUUUCUGUUUAAGGGGCUUUUCCUCCCUGCAAUGAUAAGAUACAGAUGAUUCUGAAACACCAGCCACAUUGUUUCAUUCACGAGGUCUUUUCAAGCGGCUUGGUGAAGACGGAGGUAUAUGUGCUUUAAAGGGUUAGUUUAGAUUUCCUAAAAAGCGAGGUUCUAUGAAGUUGUUGUCAGUGACAACGUUCUUACCUAUCAUAGCAAAGAUGUCAUAUUGCAGCCAGUUUGGAGAGAAGAAACAAAAUCGCCAGAGCGGCGGAACGCUAACAGCUGGUCAAAUGGAUCAACAAAGUCAGGGCUUCACAAGCUUCAAUGUGGAACCAUAGAGUAUUACGGGGGGUUUUCUUCUUUUUGAAGCUGUGUUACAAGCAGAGAGCAUCUUAACAACAGUAAGCAGCACUCAGAAGGCUUUUCUGUCUGGACAAUCAAGAAAAAAUGAUCAUAAUAUGGUAACGCUAACAGGUAAAAAAAAAAAAAAAUCCCAUAUUGUAUUACUUGAAUGCUAUUUAUUCAAGUAAUGGAUUAUAUCAUUUGUGUAUGAUGUCACAUUCAAGUUGGAGCUCUGGAAAACCUGUUUAUCACUUCUCUUCAGAAAAAAACAUGUAGAUAAAAUUAAAAUAUUACUUUAAACCUGCAGUAUGCACAUUUAAAAAUAUAUAUGUUUUUUAUAUAUAUGCUAAAACUGUAACCAUGUUGUGUUUGUGUAAUAAUAUGAGAGAUAAUCUGAGAAAAGAUCGAUGUGACCUCUAUUGCAAUAUGAAGAAAUUUACUUUUCUCAGUCAAAAAGAACCAAUCAGAACCAGCCUUAGCGCCGUCAAUCAUCCUCACGUACUUGCUGCUCAAUGUGCUAAUGGCGGAGAAACAACUUACCGCAACAUGAAGUGGCCAUGCUAACUAGCCUUAGCAUUCUCUACAGGUUCUGUUAACAGGAAGAAGCUGCAUGGUAGCAGAGAGAAAGGAAGGGAGGGAAUCAGAGAAUGAGCAGCGCCACACUAAGGGUGAUUGACAGCGCUAAGUCCCGCCUCCUGGCUCUGAUUGAUUGUUUCUAGUUAGCAGUUGGAGAAGGCGGAGAAGCUUGAUUUUUCACAGAUUGUCUGUCUCAUAGCAUACUGUCACAACAUGGUGACAGUUUUAACAAAUAUCUCACAAAAUGAACAAUAUCCUACCACAUACUGCAUCUAAGGAGUCUUUUUACUGCGAUAAUAAUUACUUGUAUUUACGUCACUGGCUGCUUCAACUGUGACAACAUCGCUGGAUCUUUAUUAUGGGCUAACACAGCUUUGUGUUCUACAGAUUCCUGGCUAGCUGUUAGCCCAUAUUAGUCUCCUGUGACUUUUAUUCCCUUUUCUACUUGCUGCAAUAUGACAUUUUUUCUGCUACAUGUAACUACAGGAACUACCAGUAAAAAGCACAUUUUAAAAAUCAGAACCCAAGGAAUUUUCUCUGCUACCAUUGCCUUUUACCACUGGAGCAAUGUUAACUGUGUAUAUCCUAUUUGUACUUGGUGAUCAGAUUUUUCCAGUUUCCAGUGGGAAAUCUAUGGAGAACCCAACCUAAAGUCGGAAUUCCAACGAAAAAAGUCCAGGUUUAGUACUAAGGAUGGUUGCUGAGUAAGAAAAAAACAGUCCUAAAUGUGGCAGAUAUGAACUUUUUAUGAAAACCUCUGGUGUUAGGAACUUCAUUAAACCAGUGGGGCUCAUAGCUUUGUACAUUAUUUAUUUGUAAACAUGCUAUUUUAAGAGCUUGAAUGGACAUUAUUGUGUUAUCUUGUGUUUGUUAAAGUGCCAUGACAUUGUGUCCUGUAUUGCCAUGUAUGUUAGCACAUUAAAAAACAUUGUUAGGCAGAUUUAAGCAUCAGAACAUGAAGUGGAUUUUGUGAAAAUUCAAAGGAUGUCAUAUGUUUGAAGUAUGGCUGCACCCCUGGCCAUGAAUAGUGGAUGAGAACUGGGAUGAAGGGUGUGGAUUUUACAGUGGUCAAUUGUGGUCAGAUAAUUGGUCAUGCUUUCAGUUUCAUUUUCACUUGCAGUCAUCCCAAAAA